This is a messenger RNA of Oppiella nova, 1183 nucleotides long. The record is from the annotation of a GenBank genome assembly. NCBI's taxonomy places the organism in Eukaryota, Metazoa, Arthropoda, Arachnida, Sarcoptiformes, Oppiidae.
AUUUGAGAGAUAACCACAAAUAGGUGUCCAUGAAGUGAGUGAAGUGCCAUUUGAACCGAAGAGUAAUCAAUUGAUGGAAAUCGUGAGGAAUGAGUCCAAAGACCGAUUCAAUAUACUUCACGCCAAGUACUUGAAGCGAUGUCUGGAUCUGUUGCCGCCCUCUUUGGCCACUCUCGAUGUCAGCCGCUUAACCAUAGCGUUCUUCGCCAUCUCAGGACUCGAUCUCUUGGAUUGUCUUCAUUUAAUUGAAGCCCAAAAGCAGGACAUAAUUGAAUGGAUCUAUUCGUUGCAGAUAUUGGUCACAAAAACGGAAGGGGAGGAAAGGGGUCGACACGGGUUUCGAGGUUCUGGAGCCAAUGGUGUGGACAAUCCAUACGAUUGUGGUAACCUUGCGAUGACAUACUGUGCCCUCUCAUCGCUGCUAAUACUCGGCGAUGACCUGAAACGGGUCGACAAAAAGGCUAUCAUUAAUGGCUUAAGAGAGCAUCAGUUGAGUGAUGGCAGUUUUGUUCCCGUAAUCUAUGAGAAGGAAAAUGAUAUGCGAUUUGUUUACUGCGCGACAACCGUCUCGUAUAUCCUGAACGACUGGUCAGCCAUUGACCGCCAAAAGACCAUUUCGUUUAUUAGGAAUAGUUUGGUUGGUAUUGACACGAGUGUUGUGGUUAUGAGUGAACUAAUUGUAGGCCUAUUGUGUGAACAGAGCUACGAGUGUGGGUUCGGUCAGUCGCCUGGUCUCGAGAGUCACGGCGGGUCCACGUAUUGCGCUUUGGCUGCACUCACGCUGAUGGACGAGUUGUCUGCGUUGAGUGACAGACAAUUGGCUUCCAUGAAGAGGUGGUGUCUUUUGAGACAAACCAAUGGCUUUCAGGGCCGACCCAAUAAAGACGCCGACACUUGCUAUUCAUUUUGGUUGGGAGGGGCUCUCAAACUCAUCGAUGGCUUCCAGUUAAUGAACACAGAAUCCAAUACUUCCUUCAUAUUAGAGACUCAGGACAUGAUUACUGGAGGACUCGCCAAAUAUCCCGAUUCUAUUCCAGAUCCAAUGCAUACAUACCUGGGCUUAAGUGCUUUGGCGUUGAAUCCAAAUAAGAAUUCACUGCUUUCAGUGAAUCCAGCGCUCAAUAUUAGCGAAAGAGCUGUUCAACACUUAAAUCAAUUGCACUCUCAAUGGAGAGAUAAUUAG